Messenger RNA from Solanum dulcamara, 1364 nucleotides. RefSeq names its product probable xyloglucan endotransglucosylase/hydrolase protein 27. The transcript is spliced from 4 exons. The coding region runs from base 86 to 1078 and encodes 330 amino acids. Gene Ontology annotation, cellular component: cell wall; apoplast. Gene Ontology annotation, molecular function: xyloglucan:xyloglucosyl transferase activity; hydrolase activity, hydrolyzing O-glycosyl compounds. The record is from RefSeq and is a predicted model, not a curated record. Lineage: Eukaryota; Viridiplantae; Streptophyta; Magnoliopsida; Solanales; Solanaceae. Gene Ontology annotation, biological process: xyloglucan metabolic process; cell wall biogenesis.
GCUUAUAUUAUAAGACUCUACAAAAAAACAUUAAACACCCAAAAAACUCUAUAACAAACUUCAACUUCAUUUAACCAAAAAAAAAAUGAAGAAUUUUCUUGUGAAAAUUUUCAUAUUUUGCUAUGUUCUUGUAUUAGUUUCUGGAUUUUCAGAAAAACUUGAAACGUUGUCGUUUGAUGAAGGGUAUUCACAACUUUUUGGUCAUGAUAAUCUUAUGGUUCUUGAAGAUGGAAAAUCAGUUCAUAUUUCUCUUGAUGAAAGAACAGGAGCUGGAUUUGUGUCACAAGACCUGUACCUUCAUGGCUUCUUCAGUGCUUCUAUUAAAUUACCAGAAGAUUACACUGCUGGAGUGGUUGUUGCAUUUUAUAUGUCAAAUGAAAACAUGUUUGAGAAGAACCAUGAUGAAAUUGACUUUGAGUUCUUGGGAAAUAUUAGAGCAAAAAAUUGGAGAAUUCAAACUAACAUUUAUGGUAAUGGUAGCACAAAUGUUGGCAGAGAAGAAAGAUAUGGACUCUGGUUUGAUCCAGCUGAAGAUUUUCAUACAUACACCAUCCUAUGGACUGAAAGCUACAUCACCUUUUAUGUAGAUAAUGUCCCUAUAAGAGAGAUCAAGAGGACACAAGCAAUGGGUGGGGACUUCCCUUCUAAGCCAAUGUCUUUAUAUGCUACAAUAUGGGAUGGUUCUAGCUGGGCUACCAAUGGGGGAAAAUACAAAGUCAAUUACAAAUAUGCCCCUUACAUCGCCAAGUUCUCGGAUUUCGUCCUCCACGGAUGUGCUGUUGAUCCAAUUGAAUUGUCACACAAAUGUGACACUGUCCAGAAUUCUGCAUCCAUCCCAACUGGAAUAUCCCCUGAUCAAAGACGAAAAAUGGAGAGCUUUAGGAAAAACUACUUGAAAUAUUCAUAUUGCUAUGACCGGACACGAUACAAGGUCCCUCUAUCUGAAUGUGUAAUUGAUCCUAAGGAGGCUAAUCGUCUCCGAGGGUUUGACCCCGUGACCUUUGGUGGUGUCCAUCGUCAUCACAACAAACGACACCACCAGAAGCAAUCGAGGAGGGAAGAUACGUCCGCUAAAUAAAAAGGAAGGGUAUUGUAGUUUCGCUACGUUGAUAUGAUGUUGAAAUUUGUGUCCAAUUUGAUUGAGGUUAUGGUAUUUUUCCCCCCCUGUGAAUAGAGAAUACAAAAGAGAAAAGAAAGGUAAAUGGGAUUUUAGUAUUUUACUAUUUAGUAUUAUAUAUUUGUCAUGAAUCAUGAUGGGGCAUGUAAUAUAUAUUUCAUAUCUUCAGGGUCCUAGCUUGUUUUAUUGAUGUUUAGUACUAUUUGAGCUUCUAUUAUAAAUUCAAUUUGGUGAUGAUUUUUUUGUG